Molecule: messenger RNA, 275 nt
Organism: Mesitornis unicolor (brown roatelo)
Lineage: Eukaryota; Metazoa; Chordata; Aves; Mesitornithiformes; Mesitornithidae
Product: transmembrane protein 179-like
Exons: 2
Source: RefSeq, a predicted model, not a curated record
AUGGCGCUCAGCAAUUUCCUCUUCGCUCAGUGCAUCUGCUACUUCCUGGCCUUCCUCUUCAGCUUCAUCGUGGUGGUGCCGCUCUCCGAGAAUGGCAACGACUUCCACGGCCGCUGCCUGCUCUUCACCGAGGGCAUGUGGCUCAACGCCAACCUGACGGAGUGGGGGCCCGAGGCCGCCUGCCGCUUCAGCAUCUUCACCGGCCUCCUCUCCCUGCUGCUGGCCACCGUGCAGGCCUGGAGGACCCUCUUCUUCCUCUGCAAGGGGCACGAGGA